Trachemys scripta elegans is the source of this 3097-nucleotide messenger RNA. Its product is annotated as adhesion G protein-coupled receptor E3-like. The record is from RefSeq and is a predicted model, not a curated record. The transcript is spliced from 18 exons. The coding region runs from base 275 to 2512 and encodes 745 amino acids. Gene Ontology annotation, molecular function: G protein-coupled receptor activity; calcium ion binding. NCBI's taxonomy places the organism in Eukaryota, Metazoa, Chordata, Testudines, Emydidae. Gene Ontology annotation, biological process: adenylate cyclase-activating G protein-coupled receptor signaling pathway; cell surface receptor signaling pathway. Gene Ontology annotation, cellular component: membrane.
GUUAUUACUACUUCAAACUGAGGGGCAUGGCAGCACCCCUAGAUCCAGCACCACUGGAGGUAGGUUUACCCUCAUAACAAAUGUUAGCUAGAUGCUUAGAGGCCAUCGUGGGCGGGGGGUGUAUCUGUCCCAAGAGAGACACAGUUGAGAUAAGGAACUGUGAUAAAAAGCCCCAGUAAAAACUGUGUCACUCAGCAAACUUCCCCUGAGAAAAAUCACCAGAGGACCAAGUAGAUGCGGUAUUCUUGUCUUGUUGCAGAAGGCAGUGGCCACCAUGAAGCUGCUCAUCUCCCACCUUCUGGGCUUUUGCUGGCUCGUCUGCUUCAAGGGGACUCAAUGUUUCACCAGCGAUGCUGACAUGUGUCAGUAUUCGACUACUUGUCCCUCUUUUGCAACCUGUGAAAACAUCACCACGGGCUACCACUGCACCUGCAAACCUGGGUUUAUAUCUAGUUCUUUGGAGGAACACUUCACUGAUCCAACAGUGAAGUGCGUUGUUGACAGGUGUCAGAAUUCGUCUACUUGUCCUGUUUUUGCAACCUGUGAAAACGUUCUUUCGGGCUACCACUGCACCUGCAAACAUGGGUUUGCAUCCAGUUCUGGGGAGCAAAACUUCACUGAUCCAACAGUGAAAUGUGUCGAUGUUGAUGAAUGUUCUCAGGACCCACCAGUCUGUGGCCCUCACAACAAAUGCAACAACACCCGAGGGAGUUUCACCUGCCAAUGUUCUCCAGGUUAUUCUUCCGCCAGUGGGACCUCUUGGAAACCUGGUGACUCCCACACCUUGAACUGCACAGAAAAUCUUCUCAGCUGCCAGCCCAGGAUUAUGCACGGAGAUGAUUUCAAAAGCCUGUGCGGCAACAGCACCCAGCACGGAAACCAGCAAAGCAACACAUUGUGCACCUUCUUGAAUCAGACCUCAAAUAGCCUGGAAUCUGCAUGUGGCAAUGGAAACCAGUCAGUACCGCUGAAGGAAGUCUCUACCUCUAUCGAUUUGCUUUUCAAUGCCACUGCCCAGCAGAUUAAUGGGAGCAAGAAGGACGUUGCAUUGGUAGCCAAAAUGUUUCUGCAGAGCGUAGAAUCAGCCGCUUUGGUAGCUGCUCUGAAAAGCCCCGGGAACGAGACGCAGACUAUCACGGGAGACACGAUGACCAUCGCAGCCCUGCGGGUUAUGGAUAACUGCAGUCGGGAAGGGAAGAUGAUCGAACUGAACGCUGAAAACGAGUUGAUGAGCAUUGACUGCACAACAGUGGUUGGCGCCAGCAAAGCAGGCUCCGGAGUCGUUGCCUUCAUCUCGUAUGCCACUCUCGAGUCCAUCCUGAACAAUAACUUUAUCGACCAGCAAAACCUGACAGGGGAGGACAACUUGGUUAGCAUUACGCUGAAUUCCAAGGUAGUGAGUGGGACCAUUGGGAAACCUGGACCCCUCCCCAAACCUUUCUACUUCACCCUGGAGCAUAAACAGAGAAAGGAAAUGGAAGACAAGAUUAUCUGUGUUUUCUGGAAGCUCACUGGCACCUGGUCUACUGAGGGCUGCAAACUUCUCUGUGCGAACAGCACUCACACCACCUGCACCUGUACUCACCUGUCCAGCUUUGCCAUCCUGAUGGCGUCACAUGCUAUCAAGGAGAGUUACCCACUGACCAUCAUCACCUACGUGGGACUGACCCUCUCCCUGCUGUGCCUCUUCCUCGCCAUCCUCACCUUCCUCCUGUGCCGCUCCAUCCGCAACGUCAGCACCUCCCUCCACCUGCAGCUCUGCCUCUGCCUCUUCCUGGCCGACCUGCUCUUCCUCACCGCGGUGGACAGCGUCACCAAUAAGGUGGCGUGUGCUGUCAUUGCUGGCUUCCUACACUACCUCUUCCUGGCCUGUUUCACCUGGAUGUUCCUGGAGGGGCUGCACCUCUUCCUCACUGUCAGGAACCUGAAGGUCGUGAAUUACACCAGCGCCGGCCAGUUCAAGAAGAGAUUCAUGUACCCGUUCGGCUACGGAUUCCCAGCCCUGGUGGUGGCUAUUUCUGCAGCGGUGAAUCACAAAGGCUACGGAACUGCCGAACACUGCUGGCUCACAAUAGAGGGAGGCUUUGUCUGGAGUUUCCUUGGACCAGUCUGCCUUAUUAUUGUGAUGAAUUUAGUAUUUUUUAUCACAACCCUCUGGCUCCUGAGAGACAAAAUCUCCUCCCUGAAUACAGAUGUCUCCACCCUCAAAAACACAAGGUUACUGACAUUUAAAGCAAUUGCCCAGCUCUUCAUCCUGGGCUGCACUUGGAGUCUUGGUCUGUUGCAAACAAAAUCGGCAGCCACGGUCAUGGCAUAUUUAUUCACCAUCAUCAACAGCCUGCAGGGAGCCUUCAUCUUCCUGGUGCACUGUCUCCUCAAUCAGCAGGUGAGAGAGGAGUACAAGAGAUGGAUCAGAAGGAUUGAAAAAACCAGAACCAAGUCUCAGACUUCUGGGGUAUCUAUGUCAGCUGUCCCCACGACCACCGGAACUGAAUGGGAAAAGUCCUCCUGAAAAAGUGGAGACUACUACUGCAUGUGGGGGAAAAUGAAGCCCAGCUCCAUUCCCAGCACCAGAAGUCCCCUUUUUUACAAAGAAGAGGAAGCUGCUUAUCUCCAAUAUCCUCGGAUAGCUGCUACUCUAUGGCUUAUCCUUGUAUGGGGGAGGGGAAGGCUGUGUUUCACGUGUUUAACUAUUUUAGCACUUUGACUUCACCCAAGUGGUUGCAGUCUCCACACUAAAGUCUUGAAUGAGGGCCUGAUUCUGCUCCAGUUGAAGUCAACUGGAGUUUUCCCAUUGACUUCAGUGGGAGUGGGAUUGGGAGCAGAGCGCCAAAGAAUUGGCAAAUCUAUCCAGUUAAUAAAAAGUGGAAAAAGAUUUCAUUUUGCUGUCUUUCCCACAAACCCAAAGGCUUGGCAUUUCCCAGCCUGGGAGAACUUGGGCCAACUUCUCAUCUCAGUUUCGACUGAUACAAAUCCAGAAUUAGUCAGUGGUGUUACUCCGGAUUCACACCACGAUAGCUGCAAACAGAAUCUUGUCUCUUGUGCUUCUUUCUUUCUAUUGUGCUUGAUUUGCAAUCGAAAACUGUGAGGUUGGCGU